Messenger RNA from Blumeria graminis f. sp. triticale, 306 nucleotides. The record is from the annotation of a GenBank genome assembly. Lineage: Eukaryota; Fungi; Ascomycota; Leotiomycetes; Helotiales; Erysiphaceae.
AUGAACUUUAUAACUCGCCGAGCUCUUUCAACUUUAAUUCCUCCGAAGGUACGUGGAGCCUCAACAAUCGGGGCCGCUCAAGAUGCUGCUCGCAUGGCGCGUGUUGUAAGCUUUUAUGAAAAGCUUCCUCGUGGUCCGGCGCCGGAAAUCAAGCCCGAAGGCAUGCUCGGCAGAUAUCAAGCACGAUACUUCGGCAAAAACUCAAGUGCAACACCAAUCAUCCAGGUCAUUGUAGUCAUGUUAGCCGUUGGCUAUGCUCAAAACUAUUACUUCCAUCUGCGCCAUCACAAGAAUAACGCACAUUAG